This is a messenger RNA of Cylicocyclus nassatus, 426 nucleotides long. NCBI's taxonomy places the organism in Eukaryota, Metazoa, Nematoda, Chromadorea, Rhabditida, Strongylidae. The record is from the annotation of a GenBank genome assembly.
CACCUUUGUGAAUUUCAUCGCCUAGUAACGCGUCACGGACCCUUGAUGGAUAAGUAGAUUAUGAAUAGCAGCCGAUGAUUGAGAACUUGAAGAAUACAGCUACAGUAUGGAGCUUGAUGGCAAAACAGGAUUUCGAAGUUAUCGACUACUUUGGACCCGUUGUUGUAGCAGCAAUUUUUGGCGUCACACUAUUUCUAAUCUCAUUCUUCAUCAUUAACUUCUUCUGCAUUAGCAAAUACGACGACUUCACACAGUUUGAAAAAUUCGGUGCAAAGCACAAUUGGCGGAUGGGUCCACACAGACUGCACAUCGUCAAGAAGGGCGGAUUUAUUGGUGACGCAUACGAUGACGAAGAAGAAGACCGAGUAUUCUUCCCAUAGAUUAUCUACAUUCCCGAAAUCUCUGUGGCCUUCUAAACUCAAGUGU